AUGAAUUUUUACUAUCAAGGUGAAUCAUCGCUUAGUAUUGACUCCUCGUUUACACAGGAGACAGUGGUCUCAAAGCUGAGGGAGAUGGACCUUUCAGUUGUGUCAAGACUGGAUGUAGCAAGUAAACAUAUAGUUAAAUUCGAACUACCACCAGAUAUCACUUUCCCCAAUCUGUCGUACUGUUCAAUCGGUUUUGAAAGUAUGCUAUCCGAUGGUAGUAUUCGAACAAGUCCACUGCAAGAGAUAGAUAUUGACUUUGCGAGCUCCUUCCCAAAUAUCAAGGAGAUUUACAUUUCCUGCUGUUCUGAAUUGUCCAAAGUUGAAUUGUUCCACGGAAAAACCUCCACACUGGAUAAUCUUUCUAUCAACUCAAGCUUUGAGUCAUCUGACGCAUUCUCGCAAACGUUAGAUCAUAUUUUCUCUCAUUGUCCCAAGCUGGCCCAGUUGCAAGUCUCAUUCUGUAAAUUUGAUGGUUCCAAUGACAAUCGAUAUGUAAUCCCACUCGAAAUGUGUCCCCAGCUGAACGAUAUUUCUAUUUACGAUAACGUGGCUUUCUCUGAGGUUCAGAUUCGUUCUCAGGUUCCCCGCAAGUUGAAACGUCUUUUCUUUCGAAAUAAUGUAGGUUUGAAGCUCAUCAAGAUAGACCCUGCAGUGAGCAUUGUUGGAAUUUUGGCGAUCAAUGAUUAUGACGAGGAAACAAGACUAGAUGCUGAUUGCAACACAUAUAGCAAAUGUACAAGUAUCAACAUGUCGACCAGUUGUUUAGUAGAGCUCAACUUCAAUAAUGUUGUGCUUGACCACCUGGUAACAUUAGCUCUUCUUCGACCAACUGUUGUUAACCAGACGAAACAUGCAGAUUCAAAAGAGGAAGGGCAGCUUAGUAACAUCAAAGAUCUAAAGUUGGAAGAAAAAGUUUUAGAUGUUUUAAGUGAUCCAAGUAGAUUUCCAAAUUUGAAAACCAUACUUAGUGAGUUCAUGCCAGGCAUUAAUUCCUACAUUGACUGCUUAGACCAAUUACCUAGCUUAGACAUGCUGAAUCUGCGUGAUAAUUCAAUUGUCACACCUUUGGAGUUUGUCAAGCCUUCUCAGAUAUCUUUCCUGACUCUUGAACUUGGCAGAUAUCCCUCUCUUAAGGUUGCAAACCAGGUAAAGUUAAGGGAGCUAACCAUCAGUCUCCUUGAUGAAUGUUCAAUAAUCGAGAUAUCCAACUGUCCGAAAUUGGAGAAGAUUGAACUUUAUGGAAUUGAACGAAGGAGCAUUUUGUCAGUCAAGAAUUGUCCUCUCUUGUCUGUCUUCAGGUGGGAAAGAGUUGACUCCAUAGAAUCGGUUAGUUUUGACGAAAGUUGUUCAAACCUAAAGGAAUUAUACAUUGAAAACGAAAAACCUUUCAAUAUGUCCAUUCCCGACAUUGCUUUGAAGAAUCUCAAGUCCAUACACUUGGGGGAGAUACACGAGUUGUCAGGCAGUUUUCCGAAUCUUCAAUAUCUAGAGAUAAAAUCGGAAUCACCCUUCAAACGACUGGAAUUAAGAGAUACUACGAAUUUAAAAGAAUUAAUCGUUCAAGGAAUUCCCAACACCUUCAGCAUAGACGACACUUCCAGCGUCUCAUUUGUAUCAACUCCAAAAGAAACAGAAGUUCACAAGGUGUUUCAAAAGCUUUUGGAAGAAAUUGCUAACACAGAUUGUUUAAGAAAUUACUCGAUUCUAGAUAAACUUGAUGACUCGCUGGAGGUGACUGGGACGUUUUUCGGCGGUAAGUUAUUUCAAAAAAGCGACAAGAAGCUUUGCUACUUUGAGGAAGAAACUCAGUGCCCUAUUUGCUUAGAUCAGAUGAGCGAGGAAUGUGUCAUUCUUGGGUGCGGCCAUGCUUCUCAUAAGAAGUGUAUUAGAGAACUAUUGGUGGAGUCAGAUUGCUGCCCCGUUUGCAGCAAGAGCACCGAGACUAGAAAAUUAACACUCGAUGCAUACUAG
This is a messenger RNA of Komagataella phaffii GS115, 1971 nucleotides long. RefSeq lists its product as hypothetical. Bases 1 to 1971 code for a protein of 656 amino acids. The transcript has a single exon. Lineage: Eukaryota; Fungi; Ascomycota; Pichiomycetes; Pichiales; Pichiaceae. The record is from RefSeq and is a predicted model, not a curated record.